Lepus europaeus (European hare) is the source of this 2093-nucleotide messenger RNA. It is a transcript of the gene HPDL, whose product is annotated as 4-hydroxyphenylpyruvate dioxygenase like. The coding region runs from base 433 to 1548 and encodes 371 amino acids. Gene Ontology annotation, biological process: aromatic amino acid metabolic process. NCBI's taxonomy places the organism in Eukaryota, Metazoa, Chordata, Mammalia, Lagomorpha, Leporidae. The record is from RefSeq and is a predicted model, not a curated record. The transcript has a single exon. Gene Ontology annotation, molecular function: 4-hydroxyphenylpyruvate dioxygenase activity.
AGCCGAGUACUUGGCACCGAGUGAAGGCAGCAACUGUGAUCUCCCUAAGGGUGUGACCCUGGGCGGAGACCCUGGGGAGGAGCAGCGCGGCGUCCUGGCGUUACCCGCGGCUAUGGGGUCUGGGGGUAAAGGUGGAGUCACAGGCCCCGCCCCCUCCCCCUACUCCGCCCCAGGGCUGGCUCCGCGUGGUUCUCACAGGUCCGGGAUCUGCGGUGGUCUCCAGGCGGCUCCACGCUGAGGUGGUGCUGCAGGGAGAAAAGCCCCAAAAGACUUCAGCCUGGAAAAGAGCAAGGAACGCUCCCGGGAGACAGAACUGGCCUCUCCCGGUUUACGACCGGCUUCCGACAACUAGCCUGGGACUCAGAAUCCCGAAGUGCCAAACGACAAGUGAGCCGCGCCAGAAGGAAAGGACCGGUCGCCUCCCAGCCCGCCAUGGCGGCGCCCGCCCGCAGACUGUGCCACAUCGCCUUCCACGUGCCCGCCGGACAGCCCCUCGCCCGCGACCUGCAGCGCCUCUUCGGCUUCCAACCCCUUGCGGUGCGGGAGGCAAACGGCUGGCGGCAGCUGGCUCUGCGCAGCGGUGAUGCCAUCUUUUUGGUUAACCAGGGCGCGGGGCCGGCGGAGCCCCUGUACGGGUUGGACCCGCAUCACGCUGUGCCCAGCGCCACGAAUCUGUGCUUCGACGUGGAGGAUGCCGGCGCCGCCUCCCGGGCGCUGGCCGCUAGGGGCUGCAGCUUGCCAGUGCCCGCUGUGAGCGUGCAAGAUGCGCAGGGAACCGCCACCUACGCCGUGGUCAGCUCACCUGCCGGCAAUCUCAGCCUGACCUUGCUGGAGCGUGCCGGCUAUCGCGGACCUUUCCUGCCCGGCUUCCGGCCGGUGACCUCUGCGCCAGGCCCCGGCUGGGUCAGCCACGUGGACCACUUGACCUUGGCCUGCAACCGUGGCAGUUCCCCCACACUUUCGCGCUGGUUCGAGGACUGCUUGGGUUUUCGCCACUUGCCACUGAGCCCAGGUGAGGAUCCAGAGCUGGGCCUCGAGGUGGCAGCAGAGUCCGGGUGUGGGGGACUGCGGCUCACCGCCCUGCAGUCCCCAGUGGGCAGCGCCGUCCCUACCCUUGUGCUGGCUGAGUCCCUGCGGGGGGCCACAAACGAGCAGGACCAGGUGGAGCAGUUCCUGGCCCACCACAGGGGGCCUGGGCUGCAACACGUAGGGCUCUACACGCCAAACAUCCUGGAGGCCACUGAGCAGGUGGCACUGGCCAAGGGCCAGCUCCUGACUCCUCCUAAGGCCUACUACCAGCAGCCAGGCAAAGAGGAACAGAUCUUAGCCUCAGGGCACAAGCCUAGCCUUCUGGCCCAACAAGGAAUCCUGCUAGAUGGCCAUGCAGGCAAGUUUCUACUUCAAGUCUUCACCAAGUCCCUCUUUGCUGAAGACACCUUCUUCCUGGAGCUGAUUCAGAGGCAGGGGGCCACAGGCUUUGGCCAGGGCAACAUCAGGGCCCUGUGGCAGUCCGUGCAGGAACAAGCUGCCAGGGGCCAGGAAGACUGAGGGCCAGAGCUGGGUGCAGCCACCUGCCCGGGAACUCAGGAAUACAUCCGCACACACACAAGGCCUGGAGAGUGAAAAGCGUUGCCGUCGGGGGGCAGGUGUGGCUUCCAUCUCAUCAGGAUGUGCCAGAAGUUGAGACUCAGACUGGGCUCCAAAGAGGUGGGAUUUUUUAAAAAAAAUAUAAGACUUUUUUGGGGCCAGUGCUGUGGCACAGUUGGUUAACCCUCCACCUGCAGUACCAGCAUCCCAUAUGGACACCAGUUCGAGUCCCGGUUGCUCCACUUCCAAUCCAGCUCCCUAAUUGCCUGGGAAAGCAGAAGAUGACCCAAGUCCUUGGGCCCCCUGUACCCACACGGGAGAUCCAGAUGAAGCUCCGGGCACCUGGUUUCAGAUUUGCCUAGCUCAGGCUGUUGCAGCCGUUGGGAGUCAACUAGUGGAUGGAAGACCUAUAUCUCUCCCUCUCUGUAGCUCUGCCUCUCAAAUAAAUAAUCUUAAAAAAAAAAAAGACAUUUCUUACACAGUCUAAUACAUAUGCAAGAUAUAAA